AUGCCCAAAUGCGACUACUGCGAUGUUUACCUCACGCACGACUCCAUGAGCGUGCGCAAGGCUCAUAACAGCGGCCGAAACCAUCUACGAAAUGUAGUCGAUUACUACGAACAAAUUGGCCACGAGAAGGCCCAGUCUGUCAUUGACUCAAUCACAUCUUCUUAUGCUGCCGAGGGCCAAGCCCACGCGAACCCUAUGCUUCCUCAGAAUCAGCCUGGCCACGGCUUUCCCCCGCCUCCCUUCGGCUUCCCAGGUGGUAUUCCUCCUCCAUUCCCCGGAAUGCCCGGCGCACCUCCUGGACAAUUUCCUCCACCUCCUGGCGGCGGUCGAGGUAUGCCUCCUAUGCCUCCAUUCCCAGGGGCCAAUGGCAUGGGCAUUCCUCCUAACGGUUUUCCUUUCCCUCCUCCUGGUGGCUUCCCAUUCCCUCCUCCAGGAGCUCCUGGCGCUCCCGGUGCCGCGUUCCCCGGUAUGCCCGGUAUGCCUCCGCCUGGUCAGGGUUUCCCUCCCGGUGGUAUUCCACCACCUGGAUUUGCCCCUCCUGGCGCAGGACCCCCUCCUGGACACGAGAAGCGAUAA
Fusarium venenatum is the source of this 576-nucleotide messenger RNA. The record is from RefSeq and is a predicted model, not a curated record. NCBI's taxonomy places the organism in Eukaryota, Fungi, Ascomycota, Sordariomycetes, Hypocreales, Nectriaceae.